Molecule: messenger RNA, 967 nt
Organism: Pseudopodoces humilis (Tibetan ground-tit)
Lineage: Eukaryota; Metazoa; Chordata; Aves; Passeriformes; Paridae
Source: RefSeq, a predicted model, not a curated record
AUGCGGGCCGUGUACCUGCUGCGCUCCGCCGCCGCCGCCCGCGGCCCGGCCCGGCCCGGGACCUACGUGGGGUUCACGGUGGAUCCGCGGCGGCGGCUGCGGCAGCACAACGGCGGCAGGAGGGAAAUGGAACUUUUCGUCCACGGCUUCCCCUCCGACGUCGCCGCCCUCAGGUUUGAGUGGGCGUGGCAGCACCCAAGCUCCUCCCACCGUCUCUUCGCGCCGCCCGUGCGCCGCCCCCGGGAGCAGCCAAUCGGCUUCGCCCUCCGCGUCCUGCCCCGCCUCCUCCGGGCCCCGCCCUGGUCCCGCCUCCCACUUAAAAUCCGCUGGCUCCGCCCCCCUCGCCCCGCCCUGGAGCUGGCCCCGCCCCCUCACGUGGUGGAGGAGGAGGGGGCGGGGCCACCGCGCCUUAAAAGGAGAAAGGGGCGGAGUCAAGAAACGGCCGCGGCCGCCGAUGGGUGUGGCCUCUGUGGGGAGGACCUGGCCACGCCCCUUCUGCGCUGUCCCCGCCCCCCGUGCUCCAUGGCCGCCCAUCCCCCCUGCCUGGCCCGGCUGUUCCUGGCGCCGGAGCCGCGGCAGCUGCUGCCAAUCACGGGCGCCUGUCCCCGGUGCCACGCCCAGCUCCUCUGGGGGGAUCUGAUUCGUCGCUGUAAGGGGGAGGCGGAGCCUGAAGAGGAGUGGGAGGAGCCCGAUGACAUCAUCAUCCCCAGCUCCGCCCCCACAUGAAGCCACACCCACACAAGAGGUUUUUUAAUUAAUUUAUUUAUAAUAAAAUCAGUUCAUUCAUAACAAGUUAUUCAUCAUUAAUUUAAAAGGGCGGGGCCCAUUAGGCCACACCCCCAUGGCGCCAUUUCCCCUUUUGUCCCUCCCCCUUUUUGGCGCCACUUUGAGAGGUUUUAUUCCCAAUUUUUGGGAAUUUUUGGCCCCUCCCUCUCCCAAAUUUUGGGAAGUUUUCCCCAGUUUCAAC